Colletotrichum higginsianum IMI 349063 is the source of this 1623-nucleotide messenger RNA. RefSeq lists its product as uncharacterized. The transcript has a single exon. The record is from RefSeq and is a predicted model, not a curated record. Bases 1 to 1623 code for a protein of 540 amino acids. NCBI's taxonomy places the organism in Eukaryota, Fungi, Ascomycota, Sordariomycetes, Glomerellales, Glomerellaceae.
AUGCAAUGGGCUGACCUCCGAGGGCUGAGCAGCUCGAUCGGAAGAGGAGCUGCCCGAAUGACCACGACCGCCGCCCGACAACGGCUCCCGUUGUUGCCCUUGCCACGCGCCUCCGCCUCCGUCUUGACGCCGCGAUGGCGCCCUAGACCCUACGCCGGCUGGGUACGGCACUUCUCCGUCGGAGCCCAGCGCAAUGCAGACGACAAUCCCUCGUGGAAACAGUCCAAGCCAAGACCCCCUACCCUAUUUGAGGAGCUCUUCCCCGAUGGGGAUAUCACGACACCGCGUCGGGGGGGCGGCCGGCACCACGGGGGUGCCUCGACCGCAACGCAAAAGGGCGAUGGGGACGGGAAAGUCAAGGUCCGCUUCCUGACGUCCACGGCCGACGGGAAAUCCGAUUCGGCAGAAUACAAGCAAAGCGUGUUUGAGCACAAGCAGAAGUCCAGACUUGCCGAACGUGAGGCGCCAGCCAAGAUCGCUAGCAUCCUGGAAUCACGAUCGCCGGCGACAAAGGCCCAGGCUGGGACAGCUGGAGAUGAACGCCCUUCUAUCUUUACCGAGCUCUUCUCGGCCCCAGAGCCAACACCGGGAGCAGCGGCAGGAGGGCGUUCACAGGCCGAGCAACAACUACACGAAGACAGACACAUCAACCACGACGACCUCCAAUCCUGGCUUGACUCUCUCCCGAAGAGCGACCCCGCCGCCGCCGACAACGGCAACGCAACCACCGCCACAUCAUCCUCCGCGGCAAUGGUCGACCGCUCUGCCAUGCUCAUCCUCUCCAAUGCCAGCCCGAACCUCCAGGAGAGUGACUUCUACCGCAUCGGCCCCCAGGGCCACCACCUUGACGGCUGGUCCACUUCCAUCCGCAAAGUGAUGCAGGCCUACGACUACAGUACCCUCGAGCCCAUGGGCCGUUACUUCAUCCUAUUCGACUCGUACGCCGCCGCCGCGUCCUAUCAACAGGAGGCCCAGCGCCGCCAUGCCGCUGUGCGCCGCUCCCUUCUGUCCCCCGCAGCCCCCCUGACCUCCAUCUCGGCCUCUCACGCCGAAGCGGGCGGCUCGGCCUCCUCCAUCUUCACCCUUGCGCCCCCGUCCAGGGCCCCAUUGAGUCUGCACAUCUACAAGCUAGACCGCGCCACUGAAGCCCGCCUCGGCACUUUCAGCAUCCAAGGCCUGCUGAGCAUGACGCCCGAGCCUCCUCCGCGCGCAAAUUCCCACGUCAUCCUCUCGGUCGACGGCGGCACUAUCGACCAGCGCAUGCUGACCUACUGGCUCCGCCGCGACGCGCGCGAGCGGAACCUGGGCUGGCCGGUGCAACACAUGCGUCCUUACUUCGCGCUCAAGGUAGACAGCCGGGCCAUCGUGCCGGGCGAUAACCCCGAUGCCGACGAAUCCGAGUGGAGGUAUGGCGACAAUGACGACGCACCGCCGCCGUUAGUGGAUUCUGAGGGACAGCAGAGGGGCGGCGGCGUGCCCGACGAGAAUGCUUCGUCGGCUCGCUUCGUGCUGUCGUUCCCCGAUGUGCACGAGGCCAGACGUUUCGUCCGCGCGUGGCACAGAAAGGAGUUUGUAUUAUCAAACGGCUCGACCGUUACCUUGAACACCCACGUUGUAUGGUGA